Messenger RNA from Prionailurus viverrinus (fishing cat), 1397 nucleotides. RefSeq names its product transmembrane protein 202 (gene TMEM202). NCBI's taxonomy places the organism in Eukaryota, Metazoa, Chordata, Mammalia, Carnivora, Felidae. The record is from RefSeq and is a predicted model, not a curated record. The transcript has 5 exons. Gene Ontology annotation, cellular component: plasma membrane. Bases 320 to 1192 code for a protein of 290 amino acids.
UGAAUUCUAACCACAAGCUAUGGAGUCCCGAAGACACUUGAGUUAACUUUUUUAUUGGCUAUUAGGGAACUGUGUCUUAUUCAUCUUUAUAUCCCAGGACCUAAGACAAAGCCUGACACACAGCAACUGCUGACAAAAUAUUUGUGGAUUUAUUUAAUGAAGGAGUUGAAAGGGUCAGAGAAGGGAGAGGUGGGAGCAUCACAUAUGCAUGCACUUGAUUAAAAUGUGAUGAUUUGUUCCUGAUCUGAUUAGACCCAGAAUAUCAAACGGACAUGGAAUCUGUGCCAUGGGUUCUGGCCUGUUUUGAUGCUGCCAGCACAUGUGGGAGGUGCUGAGACAAAUUCCGUGGCAGUUACAAAGCAAACUGGCUGCCAAGAUGGAGAGCAGGGAACAAAUGGCCUUGACCUUCUAUAAUCCUAAGGUUCCCAAAAUUAAGGGGAACCGGCACUACCAAAGGCCUACCCUCCCCGUCAACAAAUAUCCGAAUGCCUCAAUGCCACCCCAGAGGCGGCAGCAGCAUGUGAAUCAGACACACAUCUACAUCCGAACGUUCUGUGGCAGCCUGUGUGGUUUUGGUUUCCUAAUGGUGAUCUGCAUGUCCCCACUGAACUGGGUGAGGUUCCUGGUGACCAAGAAUGGCUUUGAGCUCUACGCAGGACUCUGGAUCACAUGCAACUAUGAGCUGUGCUGGAGCCACACACCCAAACCACCCUAUUACCUUCAAUAUUCCAGGACUUUCUUCCUCAUCUCUAUCUUCUCCAUACUCGUUGCCCUUGGCUGGCUCAUCAGCUCUUGCCUGCCUAGAAGAGGAAGUACGACCACCAACUUCGAUCUGAAGGUAUCCAUACUGAGCUUCAUCUCAGCCAUCUCCUUGCUCCUCUGCCUUAUCCUGUUUCUGGCACAGGUUUACAGGCAUACUAAGGAUGCCUUGGAGCCAGAUCUCCUAUGGGCCUAUCAUAUUAAUUGGUGGAGUGACUGCUUAUUCACGUUUUCUGGGAUCAUGUCCCUCCUCAACUAUAUAACUUUCAGAUUUCCUCCCCUUGAUCAAAAUGUCACCGCAAGUCCCACAGAGAAGUCAAGGCUGGGGGUUGGUCCAGUGACCAAAGAAUUACCUGCUGAAGAUGAAGGGUUAAGGUCUGAUAUGGAAGCUCCAACUGAGGAAGAGAAAACAGCCCCCGAAGCAGAACCGUGAUGGUGAUAGGAAAACCCAACUACUGCUUGUUUUAAAAACGGAAGAGAGGCUGAGUUGGAAAUGAUUGUGUAGAUUCUAGGAAACUCUCCUAAUGUCAUGUCCAUGCUAUUGAAGGAGAUAGCAGUAAAGCUAUCUUUUGUGUACACUGGAUCCAAAAUAUGUAUUACAGAAAUGUAAAGAAAAUAAUAAAAAUCCACUUAAGAAA